UUCCAUUCUCUGGAAGGGAACACCGGAGUUGAACUCUUCCUGAGCUCAAAGUCCUGCACCGGAAUAAUAAGUGGAAUUUUUCAGUGGAUUAUCUCUGCUGGAUUUCUUGAUUAUUUUUUUUAGUCAUGGCAAACUCGUGUCUGCAGCUCUUCGGCUUCCUGUGCAGCUGCCUGGGCUGGUUGGGCAUGGUUGUAGCUACCGCCACCAACGACUGGGUGGUCCUCUGCAAGUACGGCCUGAACACCUGCAAGAAGAUGGACAACCUGGGGGCCAAGGGGCCGUGGGCCGAGUGCAUCAUCUCCACUGGACUCUACCACUGCUCCACCUUCACGCAGAUACUGGAGCUGCCUGCCUACAUCCAGACGACACGUGCACUAAUGAUCACGGGUUCGAUCCUGGGCCUGCCCGCCAUGGGGCUGCUACUCAUGUCCAUGCCGUGCAUCCGCAUCGGCAACGAGCCUCAGACUUCCAAGAACAAGCGAGCCGUCGUGGGCGGCGUCCUCACGCUCGUCGUUGCGCUAUGUGGGGCGGUGUCCACCGUGUGGUUCCCCAUCGGGGUCCACUGGGAGGAGAACCUGAUGUCCUUCGGCUUCUCGCUCUACGCCGGCUGGGCGGGUGUCAUCUGUUCCUUCCUGGGCGGCUGCCUGCUCACCUGCUGCUCCUCAGACUCCGCCUCCUCCCACCCGUACCGGGACAACAGCCACUACUACUAUUCCAAGUCGGGCAACGCGCCGGGCGCCCCCGCGGCCGCCGCCUCGUCUGCCAACCACGCCAAGAGCGCCCACGUCUGACGACGACGACGACGUCCGAGACUUCGACACAAACCCGAGGUGGGAGUCGCCCUCCACUGUCAGCCAUGUUGGUUGGAUCUUUUGGGGGCGUGGCCUGUGGACUGUGGAUCAUCACGUUACGCGUUUUUGUUUGAUUAAUUAAUUAAUUCUUAUUGUUGAAUUGUUGGUGUUUUUAACUAGAAAUUGUGUGGAUGCUGAUCGCCCCCUAGUGGCUGGGAGUUGCAUAUACAAUUACAAUAAAAUGUUAAGACGCUAGUAUACCCCCUAGUGGCUGGGAGUUGUAUAUACAAUUACAAUAAAACGUUGUUAAGACGCUAUUAUACCCCCUAGUGGCUGGGAGUUGUAUAUACAAUUACAAUAAAACGUUGUUAAGACGCUAGUAUACCCCCUAGUGGCUAUGAGUUGUAUAUACAAUUACAAUAAAACGUUGUUAAGACGCUAGUAUACCCCCUAGUGGCUGGGAGUUGUAUAUACAAUUACAAUAAAACGUUGUUAAGACGCUAUUAUACCCCCUAGUGGCUGGGAGUUGUAUAUACAAUUACAAUAAAACGUUGUUAAGACGCUAUUAUACCCCCUAGUGGCUAUGAGUUGUAUAUACAAUUACAAUAAAACGUUGUUAAGACGCUAGUAUACCCCCUAGUGGCUAUGAGUUGUAUAUACAAUUACAAUAAAACGUUGUUAAGACGCUAGUAUACCCCCUAGUGGCUGUGAGUUGUAUAAACUAUUACAAUAAAAAUUUUAAAUGCUUAGUUAAAGCGUUAAAACUCUAGUACACCCCCUAGUGGCAGUGUGUGGAAAUUCGCCUGGAUGUGAUCGGACGCGGACGUUUCGUAAACGCUAUCAUCCAACGGCGAUGCCAUGACAUGUUUUAUUUUUUUUUAUGACAUAUUAUCUUUUUUUUUUUUUAAAUCAAAGUAAGGUAGCCUAUUUUGGUGUUGGCUAUGCCGAUUUGUAAAGACGGAAUCUGAUUGGAUAUUUUUGUUUUUUCCGAUCUAUAAUCUCUCACCUUUGCGGUUACCGAAAAUGUCGGAAAAAUCAUUUCAAACGAAAAAAUAUUGUUUUUGGCGUAGAUGACAAGCAAGGGUUAAAAAAAAAAAAAGGGAGCUAGCCUAUUUUGUUUUGGACUUUUCGCCAACCUAAUUUUCUAAAAAAAUUACUUAUUUCUCAUGUUAAAAUAAUUUAAAAAAAUAAUGUAUUUUUUUCUUUAAUAUUUCAACACUACGCAUUUUUAAAUGACUUUUUUUUACCUUGUAAUAUUACAAGUUUUAAUAUUUUGACUAUAUUUUGUAAAAUGACUAAAAAUGUUUCCAUCUUUAGCGCUGUAGCUUUCUUGAUAUUAAAUAAUAUUUUUACAAUGUAAUAUUUACAAUAAAUUUUUACAAUAAAAAAACAGUAGUAUUCCGCAAAUGGCCCCCGGGCCGCCCUUUGGACACCCCUCCGUUAAGGUCAUACAGUACCAACAUUGUGUAAUAUAUAAGUGUUUAAACAAAUAAGCUAACCAUCCCAAACAAUUUGAGUCAAAUUUCCUUGCUAGCUAGCAUCCUGAAAAAAAAACGGAUUUUAUUUUUGAAUCUGUUACGCUAAAAAUGAAGUGUGAUAAAAAUGUAAGUGUAAAUAUUUAUGUAAUUGUGAUAAUACUAACUUCCUUAAAUGUGAUUUUUACCACCAUGUUAUUUUUUUGUUAUUUUUUAUUUUUUUUUUUCCACUUAAGAGUUCCAUAAAGCGUCACGUUGUUAUCAA
Molecule: messenger RNA, 2531 nt
Organism: Doryrhamphus excisus (bluestripe pipefish)
Lineage: Eukaryota; Metazoa; Chordata; Actinopteri; Syngnathiformes; Syngnathidae
Gene: cldn11a
Product: claudin 11a
Cellular component (GO): bicellular tight junction; membrane
Molecular function (GO): structural molecule activity
Source: RefSeq, a predicted model, not a curated record